Molecule: messenger RNA, 1350 nt
Organism: Kwoniella botswanensis
Lineage: Eukaryota; Fungi; Basidiomycota; Tremellomycetes; Tremellales; Cryptococcaceae
Exons: 3
Coding region: 1-1350 (449 amino acids)
Biological process (GO): maturation of SSU-rRNA
Cellular component (GO): cytoplasm
Source: RefSeq, a predicted model, not a curated record
AUGUCCCCAUCCUCACCUGCAGGAUCAUCCUCCUCGUCCCUCUCUGAGGGGUAUACAAACGUCUUACUGGCUUUACCGGACGGAACAAUACCACUAGAUCACUCGGAUCUACGAUCACAUACGAUAUCCUUGAUAGGUGGUUACCCUACUUUCCCACCUUUGCCCAAUACCGCACAGAUACCGAAAGGCAUCACCUGUAAAGUCUGUAAGAAGCCUAUACCCCUUCUUGCCCAGGUGUAUUGCCCUCUGGAAAAUGGCGAGAACGAUAGGACAGUGUAUGUUUUUGCUUGUUCGAGAGCCGGUUGCCAGAAGAAGGAUGGAAGCAUAAGAGCCUUCAGAGCUUCGAUACGGAAUGAGGAGUAUGUCAGAGAUGUAGAAGAAAAGAGGAAAGCCGCCGAAGCCGAAGCUGAGAAAGAGAGAGAGAAGGCGAGGAAGAACCCUUUUACGCUCGCUACCGACGAUCAGCCGAAUGGUUCUGCUCUCUUUGGUUCAGCUCAACCACUUUUCGGUGCUGCUCCAUCCAAUCCUUUCGCACCGACAUCCACACCCGCUGCCCCAGCUCCAGCUCCAGCUUCAAUAGACUCAACCGCCGCAGACCUCUCUAAAUUAUCCAUAUCCCCUUCUUCUUCCUCAUCCACUACGUUAUCGCCUCCUAUACCAGCUUAUCAGCCUGCACAGUACCUGACCACCAUCGACGAGUACCUUCCACCCCCCGACGAUGUGGAGUACGAAUCUUCAGAUGAUGACGAUGAGAACGUAGACGAAGAGCUGAAAGGCGUCAUGAUGGACGAUAAUCUAGAAAGACUAUUCUCGCAAAAAGUCGACGAAGUCUUCCAAGGCUUUGUGAAAAGGCUGGAAGGAAGCGAUGGAGGACUAAAACAGGUUCUGAGAUACGAUUUUGGUGGUAUCCCUUUACCUUAUUCCUCUCAAUCACCAAUUACUCGAAAACUCUUUCCAGGUUGCGAAAAGCCUCUUGGCAAGAAUCAAGAAUUAGAUGUAAACUCAUUGUAUACCAUUGACGAGAAGGUGAUUGGGCGAUGUGAAGGAUGUGGAGGCAAGAGGACAUUCGAAUUGCAAUUGACUCCAUACUUGAUAUCGUUAUUGAAACCCGAUACGAUAUCUAUCACUGGUCAACCAUCGGGACAUCAGAAGAAUGACAGAGGGAAGUUGACAGAAGAAGAGAGGAAGAAAGAACUGCAAGAAUUAGCUCAAAAGAUAAAAGCUGGCAAUGCCGGUGCCAAUGAUGAAGUGGAGAUGGAAUGGGGAAAUAUCAUGGUCUUUGGAUGUGAGAAUGAUUGUAUAGGUCUGAAUGAGGAGGUUGUAGGUGUAGAGUGGGAGAUGGGUUUGUAA